Molecule: messenger RNA, 2628 nt
Organism: Caretta caretta (loggerhead turtle)
Lineage: Eukaryota; Metazoa; Chordata; Testudines; Cheloniidae
Source: RefSeq, a predicted model, not a curated record
GGGUGUGGAGUGCCGAUGACUGUCCCGAGCGCCUGUGCCCGAGCCGCUAGCGGAAGUGGCGUGACGGAAGACCGGAAGUGUGGCGAGGCUGAAGUAGGAGGCGGUGUAUCCUCAGGCUGGAAGUGUGGCAGGGCUGCUGGCGGAAGCGGCGCGGCGGAGGACCGGAAGUGUGGCGGGGCUGCCGGCGGAAGCGGCGCGGCAGAGGACCGGAAGUGUGGCAGGGCCGAAGGAGGAGGCGGCGCAUCGGUAGGCGGAAGCCGGCUCCACGUGGGGAGAAUGUCGGCUUCCCUGCUGAGGAAGGGGCUGGAGCUGCUGGAGACGGAGACGGAGACGACGACGACGGCGGCGGCGGGGCACCAGCCCGGGCUCAGCAGCCCCCAGCAGCGGCCGCGCACAGCCCCGAAGAGGAGGAAGGCGGCUCGGGGGCCUGGCAGGAACAAGACCACGGCCAAGGGCAGAGUCACCAAGUCGGCGAUAGAGGAGUAUCGGAAGCACCAGGCUGUGGAUCACUUAAAGAAGAACUUGCAGUACAUGACGAAGGGCCGAUUCACUGUGGACAAAACCAUCACGCAGCAGGUUCUCAACCAGAAUAGGGGCAGGAAAUCUAGAGACCGCCCCCCAAAGAAGCCAAAGAAGAAAUCUGAAGGCACUGUCUUCACGGAGGAAGACUUCCAGAAGUUUGAGAGAGAAUACUUUGGGCGAGCUGGAGCAGUGUGAUGAGAACUCUUGCAGCUCCAGGCUUUCCAAAACUGAGUGUUCAGAGCAUGGGACUGACCGUGUCCUCCUGUUUGGGAUGGGAGACCAGGGGAGUGGGAUGAUACCUCUUGCCAGCAUAUGUUUAGAUGUCACGUCCAAUGCAAGACUUCACACACAUGUACAGAAUUUGUUAGUUACUAGCAUGGGAUGUGAUGCUGUAGACUCAAAAGCAUCCAGGGAGAUCAUGUUUCCUCUACUGCCCACUUCCAGCCAGCACCUCACUCAUGUUCUCCUGGAGUAGAGCAGACUCUUCAUUCAAGCCAGAUGCAAAUUCUGCUCCUCUGAGACAGGAUCCUUCUAUCCAUCUGUUUUGGAAAAGACAGCUUAAAGUGGCAGGUUUCAUUACGGGAAACACAGGAGACUAUUUAGAGCUGAAUUGUGGAGCAGCCGGAACAAAUUAUCAGAAAAAGGAAGGAUGCUCUAGGAAGGAGAAGAUGUGAGUACUAUUCAAACCUCUGUUUAGGUUAUGAUCUCCAUCAGGCAAGGACCUUCACUUUUUUCUCCUUGUGUAAUGCCAUGUAGGCUUAUGGUGCUUGAACAGUAGUCACUGUGGCAGAGAAUGUACUUGCGUACCUCUGUGGUAGAAUAAUUAUUCCAAUAGGGUAGGGUUGGCAGAGGUGAAACAGGUCAUUCAGGCACAAUUCUUUUUAGGCUGUUUUAGGGCUGUGUGAAAGGUCUCUGUGCUCCAUGUUAAUAUAUGGAUAUUUUCUACUUUCCUUCAUUGGACUGCUGAGUGGAAGUGAAAUAACCCUUCUGUACUGGACUCCUCCCAGCCUUCGCUCCCACAAAUCUCCUUAUACAGCUGGUAGUUUACACUCAAGCCCAUUAAAUCAGGGUACUAAACACAUGGGGGUAGUGUUGCUGCAUAGUACAGCUGGCCCUAGUAUUAACCCACAUAUCAGCUCCUCUGUCCCAAACCUGCUAAGUGUGGCUAUCUGUCACUUCCCCUGAGAAUACCCACCCCUCCCUGCCUUGCAAACACCAGCUGGUGAAGGUGAAGGCAGUUUACUGUUGAGAACUUUUGGCUGGUGAUUGUGAUGCUGGGUCAAGGGAGGCAAUUCUCUCCUACCCAAAUACUAAUGCUAAAUGCUUUGGAUGUUGUAACAUGUAGUUUGGCCAGCAGAUGGGGAAGUUGUCCAUUGUGCAACCCCUAUACAAUGUGUUUCUGGAGGGUUGGUGGCUACUUUGCCAUCUGUUAUACUCCCCAGAAAGUAGGACCUUUGUUCUCCACUUGAAAACAAAGGGGUAAAAAGAAUGAGUGUCCUCUCCCCUCCCUCCCCCUCAAAAAAAGUAGCCCAAAUAUUAAUUAUGUGAAUCAUUGCCUCUGUGUAAAAUAGGCUGGCUGAGCUUCAAUGUCGAGCAGCCCUGUACACUCUCUUCCUUUCAUUCUCAUUGCAAUCCCCAAAUUUGUUCCUGUUGCUCCUCUUUCCUCACUGGUGUGUUCUACACCCACUUACCUGCAAUACACAGUGACCAGAUGGAGAGUGGGGGAGGAUUUCUCAGAAAUGCAAGGUUUGGGAAGCCAAGAUAUUAUUGAAACAGGAAGCUGUAGUGACCAAAUACAGCUAAUUCUGGGUAUUAGUGUUCCUUAUUGUACAUGUUGCUUGGAACUUCUUGUGUAAGAGGAUGGAAAGGGGAUUUCUCAAUUACUCAUUUCUCUCUUCUGCAGACAGACUAGAGCAGUGCAAAGACCAGUUCCCUUCUUUUGUACGUGUUCUUGGUGCAGAAACAGAAAAAUGUAUAUGGCAAUGAGUAGCUUUUCCUGGUGUUUUUUUAACUGUACUUUGAAUUUGUUUUCAGUUGGCUAGAGUAAGUUUAGAGAGAGCCAUUUUUCGUUUGCCAUCUUGUUUAAAAUAAAGGUGUCAUACAUAC